AGAACAAUAGCUUCCGAAUAGAGGACGGUCCACUAUUUGUUAUUCCGCACUCUGGUGGACCACAAAGUGAAAAAAGGUCAAGAUGGCAGCGCCGACCAAGGAGCUCAAGGAGUGGCUGGAUGAGUGGCCAGCGGUGCGCGAGCUCGUGGAUGAGCUGGUGCUGAGUCUUAAGCGCAGACAACUGCGCGGCUCGUAUGAGACGGCCAAGAUGACCACCAGCGUGCUGAGCAAAGUGGUGCGUAUACACGCCGAUGAUGGAGUAUAUUGUAUACAAUCUGACGGGAGCUACAUUGCAGUUGGAGACGGUGGAAUGGUCGACGGCCGGGGAGAUUCUGGAGAAGAUCCGUCAGCUAGGUCACAUGCUCACGAAGGCGCACGCGCACGAGUUGGCCAUCGGUAACGUCGUGCGUCGUGUACUGUACAUCAUCCGUGAGGAGCACUCGAACGCGCUUAAGCUGUCAUCCGCUGCGGCGCCGGUGUCGGGCCGCAACAACAACUUAUCCCGCUCGCUUGGCACGAUCCUGACACCCGGUACCGACACGGACCUCUCAAUCCCCAUUACAGACCUCAAGCUGUCUGUGAUGGAAGGUAUUGCCGAGCUUGUCGACGAGAUUGACAGCCUGCACGUCAAUAUUGCUGACCAGGCUAUGGAAUACAUUCACACGGACGAGGUGAUCCUGACGUUCGGACAGUCGCUGUCGGUGGAGGCCUUCCUGAAGACAGCAGCUAAGAAGCGCUCGUUCCAGGUGAUCGUGGUGGAGUCUGCGCCUUCGCUGAAUGGCCAGCACAUGGCACAUGCUCUGGCGGAGAGUGGCAUCCACGUAACAGUAAUUCCGGACAGCGCUGUAUUCGCCUUGAUGGCGCGUGUAAACAAGGUGGUGGUCCCGGCAGCGGCUGUGGUCGCUAAUGGCGGUCUUAUUGCGCAGAGCGGACUGCAAAACAUUGCAUUGGCUGCCAAGAAGUGCUCAGUGCCUGUCGUCUGUGUUGCUGGUCUCAUUAAGUUGUCUCCACUGUACGCACACGACUUGGACGUUCUGAGCGAGCUUCUGGCUCCGUCAAGCAUCUACAACUACGAGGACACCGUGGACAACUUGGAGGUAUUGAACCCGGCGUAUGACUACGUGCCGCCUGAGUGUGUGAGGAUUUUCAUCACGAACACGGGCGCUCACCAGCCGUCGUACAUCUACCGCUUGCUCGCCGAGUACUACUCGCCGCAGGACUACCAGCUCAGCUAGAUUUGUUUGAUGUGAUGCCAAUACGCUAAGCCCGCUUUGCUCUUUUUAGUCCAAAAUCCAGCGCGCCUUGUUGGGCUUUGUGCUGUACAGGAACGGAUGCGAAUGGUACAUGCGCUGAAUGACGGCCAACUGCUGCGAGACCAGCAGACCUUCUCCAAUGAGGUCAUCCAGAUCCUCUUCGAACCGCUCCUGUUCCUCUUCUUGGAACAGAGCGCGAUAGGAUUCAAAAAGGUCGCGCAGCUGGUGCAGCAGCAAGAUGAGAAAUCCAAGAUCGCGGACGCCCAGCACUGCCUCGUCACUCACACCAGAGCCACGGUUCUGCUUGUUAAGAAGACGCUCGAUGUCGCGUAAGUUGUUUCGCAGGAACCCAGCGAUCUCGUGGGAGUCGUAGAACAAUCUGUCACUCAUGCGCUUGUAGAUCAUGUGGAAGGCCGACGUGACCAACUUGUACAAGCCGCCGAAGACGAGGAAGGUAGGGACUGUAGCCAUCAUCUGCAUGUUCAGCUGGUUCGCAUGCAUCAACUCGUCGAUGGCUCCCAUGGCCACCAUCAGCUCCUUCUUGAUGAACUGCACUUGAAUCAGCAGCAUACGAACGAUGUCUCCCGUCAUGAGGUUCUUGACAGCCGCAGCGAGCUGCUUCUCAUACUGCAACGACACCACCGACAUGUCCAUCUCGUCCAUGAUACGGUUCAUCUCCGCCGAUGACACCUUGGGGUUCGUGUCUUUCACAAAGUCCGACAACAUGCGGCGCAGACUAUCCUUCGUGUCUAGUAGAGCCUUAGCGUCCUGGAUCUCAGGCUUCUGGUUCAACACCACUUCUUCGAAGAUAGCUUGGAGAGGCUCAAGCAUGUGUUCGUUCAGGAACUCUUGCAGUGCCGCGUGCAUAGCGGCAAUGCCAGCCCGGAACUCUUCCUGGUUAUUAACGACCCAGAAGCCUCCAGCAGUAAGACAGAUCGCCACCGUUGUGACCUGCAGCCAACGCUGACGAAUCUUUGAAGGAGGACGGCAAGGAGCCAUAGCCGCUUGGAAACAUCGCGAAAACUGCGUCUGUGCGGUACGGAACACAAUUAAAUUGUUCUCCACACGACGCAUCGAGUUUACCACGUCGUCACUCGAAGCAAUGCCAUCGCAACCUUUCUCGAAGAUGUUAUCAUCUGUUAUAACAACGUUUUUCUUGUUAGUACUCAACGAAUCCAUAACAUUUAACUUUUCAAACUUACCGA
This is a messenger RNA of Phytophthora nicotianae INRA-310, 2458 nucleotides long. RefSeq lists its product as hypothetical. Bases 252 to 1235 code for a protein of 327 amino acids. Gene Ontology annotation, cellular component: eukaryotic translation initiation factor 2B complex. The record is from RefSeq and is a predicted model, not a curated record. Gene Ontology annotation, molecular function: translation initiation factor activity; guanyl-nucleotide exchange factor activity. The transcript has 5 exons. NCBI's taxonomy places the organism in Eukaryota, Oomycota, Peronosporomycetes, Peronosporales, Peronosporaceae. Gene Ontology annotation, biological process: translational initiation.